Molecule: messenger RNA, 636 nt
Organism: Monoraphidium neglectum
Lineage: Eukaryota; Viridiplantae; Chlorophyta; Chlorophyceae; Sphaeropleales; Selenastraceae
Exons: 3
Coding region: 1-636 (211 amino acids)
Source: RefSeq, a predicted model, not a curated record
AUGGCGGCGGAGCUUGCCUGGGCGGCGGCCCCAGCCUUUUUCAGCCGCCCCUUUGCAGUCGUGGCGGCGGCAGCAGCGGCGCCUGACGGCGGCGGCGAGCAGGACGAAUUCGAAGAAUACGAAGAAUACGAGGAGUAUGAGGAGUACGAGGAGGGGGAGCAGCAGGCGGCCGCCGCCCCCAGGCAGCUGCCCGCCGCCGCCCAGGAGCAGCAGCCGCAGGGGCCCGCCGGCGAGGGCGGGGAGGGCGAGGAUGAAGGCGAGCAGGGGGAGGAGGACGAGGGGGAGGGGGACGCAGAGGCCGCGGCGGGGGCGGGUGCUUACCCCGAGCCGAAGCAGCGGGGGAUGUACCUGCAGAACCUUCUGUCGGAGGCUGUGGAGGACUUUUUGGCGGUCCAGGUCGCUGCACACGAGAGCGCCUCGGACACUGUGGUGUUGGGCCUGUGCGACGACCCAGAUCUCCUGAUCCAAGGGGACCUGUUCGUCUGCCGCCUCGACUUCUCAUUGGGAGAGGGUAUCGUGGAUCGCCACCAACAGGUGGGGGCGACGGGCGCAGCAGGGCCCCCCUGCAUCGGCGGCGGCUGCGCGCGCUCGGGCGGUGCCCUGAUGGCGCCGUUCCCGCGGGGCGGCGGCGGCUGA